ACCCGUGGGUGAGACGUCGUUCUCCGGAUUGUGACGUCAAAGGGCAGAAAUUAAAGAAGCCGCCGAGAUUGCCCGGAGCCCGGAGCGGCAGCAGCGGGCGGAGAGCGAUGGUCCCCGGUGCGGCAUAGGCUGGGGGCGGCGGCGCGGCUGCUGGAGGCUGCAGGUCAUCCAUUGGCUUGAAUAUGUUGGCCUGUCCAGUGUGGAAGAGCCUUGGAUAGCAUCCCCCGAAGGAGCAAAGGGAACGAUUUACUGAGAAGAUCAAAGCACUACUAGUGCCACCAUGUCUGUCAUGAUGGUGAGGAAGAAGGUGACUCGGAAAUGGGAGAAACUUCCAGGGAAGAACACGUUCUGUUGCGAUGGGCGAGUGAUGAUGGCCAGGCAGAAAGGGAUUUUCUACUUGACUCUCAUACUCAUCUUGGGCACAUGUUCCCUAUUUUUUGCUUUCGAAUGUCGUUACUUGGCUGUACAGCUGUCCCCCGCCAUCCCAGUCUUUGCAGUGGUCCUCUUCCUCUUCUCCAUAGCCACUCUGCUGCGGACAAGUUUCAGUGACCCCGGGGUGAUACCGCGGGCGCUGCCAGAUGAGGCAGCUUUCAUUGAAAUGGAAAUUGAGGCAGCCAAUGGAAAUGUGCCACAAGGUCAGCGACCGCCUCCCCGCAUAAGAAAUGUCCAAAUCAACAACCAGAUUGUGAAGCUGAAAUACUGCUACACCUGCAAAAUCUUCCGUCCUCCCCGGGCGUCCCAUUGCAGUAUCUGUGAUAACUGUGUAGAGCGCUUUGACCAUCACUGUCCGUGGGUGGGGAACUGUGUUGGGAAGAGGAAUUACAGAUACUUCUACCUCUUCAUCCUCUCCUUGUCUCUUCUGACAAUUUACAUCUUCACCUUCAACAUUGUCUAUGUUGCCCUCAACUCCUUAAAAAUUGGUUUCCUGAAUACAUUGAAAGAAAGUCCGGGGACUGUUCUAGAAGUCUUUAUCUGCUUCUUCACACUCUGGUCUGUGGUGGGUUUAACUGGAUUCCACACAUUCCUGGUGUCUCUUAACCAGACAACCAAUGAAGAUAUUAAAGGAUCCUGGACUGGUAAGAACCGUGUGCAGAACCCCUACAAUCACGGCAAUCUUGCAAAGAACUGCUGCGAAGUGCUGUGCGGCCCGGUCCAGCCGAGCGUGCUAGAUAGAAGAGGUAUUGUGCAGGAGCCAGUGAGUCUUCCGGGGCAACCUGUGCAAGAAAACGGCGUGGCACAGACCGAUUCUGUGGCUGCUGCCCCACUAAUGCCUAAUGAAUCUUCUGAAAAGCCUACGGCUCAAGAUAACAAGGAACCCAAUGCUCUAGAAAUGUCUGUUCAGAUCCCCAAAGAACAAGAUGGAAGACCAGAUACAGAAAAGUAGAUGUUCUUUAAGAGUUUUCCAUACAAAGAGGAUAUUGUGACAAAUUUAUGGAACAACUGGAUCAGGACAAAUGGCCCAAUAUGCCGUAUUUCUUUAGUAUUUGCUUGUGUUAAUUAUGAAGGUGAUGUCUUGUGAGAUGGAGAUUCAUCAAUAUGGAAAAGUGCUCAAUGAAAGACUUCAGGUGCUAGUCAAGUAUGCCAAUGACCUAACCUGGGAGAGUAAGAAGCCAGCCUUUCUGGCCUGUAAUAAGGGUCUUGUUUUUCUUUCUGGGAGCUGGUUCUUCAAAUUGGGUCUACAAUCGUAUUCUGCCUCCCUCCGAUGAACCGUGAAAGCAGGCAAUCUCUCUGGACUAAAUGGCGAGUGCUAUGGAAGGACCUGAUAGGGCCUGUCGCUAAGGGCAACUGUGUCAUAUGACUGGCACCUUAAUUGAAAAUAUGCAUUGCUUUUUAUCCUACUUGCCAUGCCUAUAAGCAAUUGGCUGAAAGGACAGCUUCUGGCCUUCAAAUCUGUCUGCACUUCCUCCCCAAGGCCAAGAGUUAAUGUUUGAAUUAAUUACAACGUGGACUGUUCAUAAUUUUUCUCUCGGCCAACAAAUCAAUUACCUGUAUUAUCCGGUUCUUUAAAAUUGCUGUUUUAGCUCACAUUCCUCCUUUUACUUCAUUUACCAACUAAUCAUGAAGUAGAUUAUCGUACACGUGGCCUGGGGUCAUUUAUUUUUUAUCCAUUCCCAGUCAUUCUUCAGAUGUAGAUUGUGGUCUUGCAAUUGAUAGUAGGUAGCGGUAGGGUCAGUAGGGGCCAAUCAAGUGUCUGUCUGUAUUUUUUUGUUUUUGUUCUUUUCCUAUUUUUAGUUUAGAGAACAUUUGAAAUGUCUUCUGAAGUGCAGAGAAGUUAUUGUUGCUGCUUUUCUACAUAACUUUUAAGAGUAUACAGAGUGUUAAAAAAAUUGAAGUUUUUUUUUAUAUAUAUAAUUUAUUACUUGUUCAUACAGUGUUUGUUUUUUGUUUUUUUUCUUGUCAUGACGCCCUGUGGUAUAGCUAUAUGGACACCCUAAAAGUGUUGCUAAAUUGUAUUGCUUGCACAUUGAUUUAAUUUAAUUUUUUUUUCCUGGAUUGAAAAAUAAAUUGUUUGUGAUUUUUAUAAAUUUGGGGGAAGAGAAGUUCUCCCUGAAAUCUUCAUGUAAAAUAGAAUGUCCUACUUUCCAAACUUGUCUUCAAGGAUAGACCUAUUGUACAUGGCCAUGGGGUCCAUAAAUUCCUGACAUAUUGUAGACUUCUGGGAUGUUUUUCAUAUGUGGGGAAAAAAAUCAAAAAGAAAAGAAUAAAAAAAAAAAAAAAUAUAUAUAUAUAUAUUCUCGAUACACUGCUCUGGGUCAUCUCUAUUGGUUCCAGAUUAACCAGCCAGGGUUACCCACAUUAUGUUGUAUCUUCUAAACUCAUUCUUGCCUUUGGUACUGUACGUUCAUUCCUUGAAGACUUGUUUAAAACAUCCCCCAUAAAGUAUUUAUUCCAAUGUUUGAGUUUUUACUCAUUUCCUACUAUUCUAGACAACAUGUAAGAUAGCUGAAGACCUCCCAGAUUGGCUACCUAAUCUUGAGGUCAAUUUGUCAGAUUGCAUUAUGGGAAAAUCAAUUUUUGCAUAAAUGAUAAACCAUUCAUCUGUUCAUAAAAAGCACCAAAACCAUUUCAUUUCUUGGUCAAGGUUGUUUUUGAAGGGGUAAACCUAUGAAAUACCAUUUUACAACCCGUAUGGUGAGCAAUCAUGAUUUUCUAUCAUUGCAAUAAUAAAACCAUCUCGUCAUGAGAGUUACCACCACUUGUGUGGUCUCAUGAAGCUGUAUCUUUUGUAAUUAGCUGUGGAACCUCAUUCAUACAGAUGUAUCCUCAAACAUCCUUGCUCCAGUCACGCCAAACAGCCCCUUUUGGCCGGGUCGUUUGAGAAUCUUCUAGCGUUGGGCUUCUUUUUUUGCCAAACUUGUGUCUUAGUUGCAAUGUCUAGGAGACGAGGAGACUGCGCUGAUUAAUGCGAUGAUAUUUUAUCUGUGUGCAACAGAGUCUCUGAAUCUGUGCACAGCUUUUUUUUUUCCAGUACAAGUUCUGUUCUGCUCCAUAUACAGACUCGGUCACACACACGUUGUGUUGCCACUAAGCAUCAUUUACGGCAAAGAGAGACUCCAAACGUUAGCAGAGUUGCUUGGUGUGCGUGAUGGCGUAUUGAGGCUGGAUGUAUGAGGACACCUCUGUAGCUUGGAUCAUGCGCAUCAAGGCCAGUAGACUCCAACUAGUUUAAACUUUUCAUCAUUGGCGGACAGUUUGGGGUUGGAGCACUAUUUUUCUCCAACUGGUGAAGGAAAAUGAAGGAUUGUUCAAUACAUCAUGGUAUUAUGAGGUGUUUUUUUUGUUUUUUGGGUUUUUUUUACAAUUCAUUUCUCAUUCUGUAUUCAAAAAUAGGAGAUGUUCAUUAUAGUAUAAAUCUUGAAAUAAUGAUUGCAAAAUACAUAAACCUUCCUAGAGCUAUUUGAGGCUUAAAGAAGAGACUACAUGGUUCUCAAAGCCUUGCAAUUCCUGCAACUGGGAAGCAUUACUUGUGUUCUCUUUCUCAGGUAUUAAGUUCCAUGAGUUGAUUAUUAAACGUUUAUGGAACACUUCUGUUGUAAUUCAGGUUUAUCCCCGGACACACUGGGGUGAGGUGACGAUACGUCAUGAGCUGCAUUGAAUGCUUCCUACAUACCAUCCCUGUCCACUAGACGCCUCAUGACCUGAAAGUAUAAGGGCUUUGUACAACUAUAAAUCUUGUGCGUUCAUAUAAUCACCCGUUGCAAAGACUGCUACUGGCCGUCGUUAUCCAACACUUUAAAUGAGCAUACAAUAAUGACAUAAAGCUAUUUACUGACUGAAUAAAGAAAAUAGCCAUAAA
Molecule: messenger RNA, 4297 nt
Organism: Pseudophryne corroboree (corroboree frog)
Lineage: Eukaryota; Metazoa; Chordata; Amphibia; Anura; Myobatrachidae
Gene: ZDHHC9
Product: zinc finger DHHC-type palmitoyltransferase 9
Exons: 10
Coding region: 281-1384 (367 amino acids)
Biological process (GO): peptidyl-L-cysteine S-palmitoylation; protein targeting to membrane
Cellular component (GO): Golgi apparatus; endoplasmic reticulum
Molecular function (GO): protein-cysteine S-palmitoyltransferase activity
Source: RefSeq, a predicted model, not a curated record